GAUGCAUCCAGCCUGCGGUUCUUGAAUGGAAGGAAAAAGAGCUUAUAAUGAUGACGUCGUGUGAUGACGGCAGCCGCAGGGUUUACAGGUCAAGCACCAUGGGGAAUUUGUGGACGGAGGAAUACGACACUCUUUCACGCGUGUGGGGCAACUCACGUACACGUGUGGGGCACGGCGCGCAGGGUGGCUUCGUCAGCGCGAUGAUCGAUGGACAGAAAGUCAUCCUCGUCAGUCGGCCGGUAUAUUCUGAGAAGGAUAAAAAAGAAACGGGCCGACUUCACUUGUGGCUGACGGACAUGCAGCGAAUUUAUGAUGUUGGGCCGAUAUCCGCUGUGGGUGAGAACGUCGCCGCCAGCACUCUGCUGUACGCCACGGUCGAAGCGCAGCCAUUGAAAGAGGAAGAACCGAAGGAAGAGAAGAAACUGUACUGCUCGUACGAGGUCGCUGCAGAGGACGGUAAGUACAACAUUGCUUUUGUGGGCUUGACGGAGAAGUUGGAGGAUAUGAGGAAGGUAUUGGCUGCAUGGAAGGAAAAGGACGCGCAAAUUGCGAAGGAGUACCGCUGCGGGAAUGAAAAGAAUAAUUGGCGCAGUGGCUGUGAUGCUCGUGAACUCACCAAGGGGCUGGUUGGCCUCUUAUCCAACAAGUCAACUAAGAACACAUGGAGUGACGAGUACCUCUGCGUGAAUGCAACCGUUCACGGGGAAGUGGAAAGUGCUCCUGAUGGUGGAUUGACGUUCAAAGGACCCGGAGCAGGGGCGAAGUGGCCUGUUGGCGACAUGGGGCAGACUGUGCCGUACCACUUUGCGAACGACAAGUUUACUCUUGUGGCGACGGUGUCCAUCGAUAAGGCUCCGGAGACAGGCAGCAGCCCCAUCCCUUUGAUGGGUGUGAGGAUGAACGAUGCACAAGGCACGGUGCUUUUUGGUCUGUCGUACACCCACGACAAAGAGUGGAGGAUAAUCUUCAACGGCAGUCGCUUGCCGCUGCCGGCGCAUUAUGAGAAUGUCGAAUGGGAAGCAAACAAGAAAUACCAUUUGGCACUGCAAAUGGAUUGUGAUGAUGGGUUGUUUGUGUACGUGAAUGGAAAGAGGAUAUGCGACACCGAAGAUUAUGAAGAUGAGGAUUACGAGGGCUAUAAGAGCUUUUCUCACAAGUUACGAAAACUGUUGAGCUCCCACAGCAUCUCGCACUUUUACAUUGGCGGGGACGGCAAGAGCAGCUCGGGCAACAUUCAUGUGACGGUGAGCAACGUCCUGCUGUACAACCGCUUAUUGCAAGAUGAUGAGCUCAACCCACUAAUGAAGACGAAGGCAGUCGCUGCUUCAGAGGCGGAGGUGUCGGCCCCGGAAGGUGCGCCUCAAAACAGUCAUUUGGGACAAGCUUCUGAAAAAGACACCACACCAUCAACACAAAAUCAAGGAUUAUCACCGGAAAAAUCAAAAAAUGAAAAGUAUUCAGCAGGUUCCGGGCAGACAACUUCUGCUGAUUUCACUGGCUCGUCCACCUCAGCCGCCGAGGGGGAAGUGGAAGAAGUGGCAUCCAGCAGUGUUGGCUCGGCGUCCUCAUUGACUCCAACAGCGGGAGAAGGCAGUCCUCAAAAAGCACCUGAAACCGAUUUCCCUGCCACUGAGGAUCACUUUGAACGUGAACAGGAGCACUCGUCUCUCAGCGUGGUUCGGCCGAUGACGGAGCAGGCUGAAGAGGCGGUUGUCGCCACUCCGCAGAGGAAAACCACUGAAGAUCGGCCGCAGCACAGCACUCUAUCUGAUGCUUCAGAGGACAUGGAAGAGUCGUCGUCCCAUUCCGCCACGCUCACCAGCGACGAACAAACCGUUGAACCCGAGGAGAGGAAGGACACAAAUCCCCACACUGCCGUGGGUGCGAGCAGCGGCCCCGACUCAUCCCACAGCACUGAGGUGGCGCCCAUGGACGGUGCCACAGCCGCCCAUGAGCCCAGCACAGAUCCGGCAACUGCUCAAGGCCAUGAUGAAGUGUUGGAUGGCGGUGAUGCCGCAAAGGAUUAUUUGCGCACAACGCCUGGGGAAACCAAGAUCCCAUCGGAGUCCAACGCCACAAUACCCUUGGACCCUGUCAUUUUGCUUGAGCACGGGCAUUUGAGCGAUUUGGCGUCCAUGGCUCUAAUUGGUGACAGCACCGUGCAUGGGUGUGUGUCUCGGGUGUUGUUGCUGCUGCUUCUGGGGCUGUGGGGCACCGCGGCUCUCUGCUGA
Messenger RNA from Trypanosoma cruzi, 2231 nucleotides. Its product is annotated as trans-sialidase, putative. The record is from RefSeq and is a predicted model, not a curated record. The annotation marks the transcript as partial. Gene Ontology annotation, molecular function: exo-alpha-sialidase activity. The transcript has a single exon. NCBI's taxonomy places the organism in Eukaryota, Euglenozoa, Kinetoplastea, Trypanosomatida, Trypanosomatidae.